Molecule: messenger RNA, 1367 nt
Organism: Paramacrobiotus metropolitanus
Lineage: Eukaryota; Metazoa; Tardigrada; Eutardigrada; Parachela; Macrobiotidae
Product: transmembrane protein 151 homolog
Exons: 2
Coding region: 107-1081 (324 amino acids)
Source: RefSeq, a predicted model, not a curated record
UCAUCGGUUUUAUUACUUCGUGGAUUCUUAGGUUUCUUAGAUUUCUUAGAUUUCUUUCAAAAACAUUUAACGCACUCACAGCGCUUAGUUAAGAACACUCCUCAAAAUGGACGCUUCCGCGAAACCGAUUCCCAGCGUGUCCUACACCGUCUCGCAAUCCAAUGCGCCGGAACAGGUGCAAGUGCAGAUGCCGGCAUCACCGCCUCUGUACGAGGACGUCGUGGACGGCCGCUCUCCCUCCUCCACCAAUCUGGUCAUGAAGGAGCCCCGCGAAUGGCAGGAGCCGGGCGUGGCCUGCCACGAGAUGUUCCGCAAGUUCAUCACGUACUGGCGCCUCUUCGUUAUCCUCUGCAUCCUCACCGGGAUAAUUCUACUGGCGCUGUGGAAGUCGGUGCUGUACGCCGCGACGUGGGCGGUGGUCACUGGUUCCAUUCUCCUCGGCGCGUUCUACAUCGCGUAUAUCCUGGAGACAUUCUGCUGCAAUUCCAACACCAAGUUUCUGAAUAAUUCAGUGAUGGUGUCGGAUAUCCAUCAGUAUGUAGAAAGCGUUCGUGGCGGUGCUCCCGCGGUAGUAUGGCACAUGGAAUGCUACCACUACGAGACCCGCACCCGCCUGGUCUCCUCCGGCAGCGGCCGCUCCCGUACCACCCGCGUGGAGACCUACACCGUCAAGGUGACCUCGUGGACGGGCGACCAGGCCUUCGAGUUCAGCAACUGGGCCGACAUUUCCGACCCGCGCCAACUGGACACCAUCGGCGCCUUCCAGCAGACCCGCAUCAAAUUCGACAAGCAGUUCGUCCUGUCCGACAACCAAACCCUGGCGUCCUUCGAAGCGCAACGCGACUACUUCGUGGCGGCCAACCGCCUCCGCGACACCCACUACGAUUUAAGCGAGAGUUUCGAAAUUGCCGGGUUCCAGCCGGCGGUGCUGGCGUCCACCACCAGCGAGAAGCCCUUCUUCCUGACGUUACACUGGUACGUGCUGGCCGUCCUGUUUUUGCUGGAGCUGCCCUUCAGUUUCAUGAUCAAGAUGCAGUCGGCGCGGAUGCAGUACGUCUAUGUCAAGAAGCUGGGCGUCUGACACAAAGUGAUUUAUGGAGCGGUGGAGCGUAUGUGUGCGUUGUGUUGUACAUUUAUUUAAUGCUCAUUCACCGGAAAUCGAAGGGAUGCCGGUGGGCAGUGUUUAUAGCCGCAGAUGCGCUGCUGUAUUGAUUGUACGCCUUGUUCCUCUCGCUUGUAAAUCGAUCGGUAUCGAUUUGCUGUCUGUAGGCGCUCUGUAUGUGUAUGUAUCGCUGCGGCGUGCAGCGCAGCGCAGCGGAAACGGCCGUCACUAAUUAAAUCCCCCACGACAACGUGGCUGGAAUGUU